Molecule: messenger RNA, 1431 nt
Organism: Spea bombifrons (plains spadefoot toad)
Lineage: Eukaryota; Metazoa; Chordata; Amphibia; Anura; Pelobatidae
Gene: NYX
Product: nyctalopin
Exons: 2
Coding region: 1-1431 (476 amino acids)
Molecular function (GO): protein binding
Source: RefSeq, a predicted model, not a curated record
AUGGGAAAAUUAAUGUUUGCCAGUAUUUUGAAUGCUGUUCUUGUUAUCCAACCAAUUUAUGCAAUAUGGGCUUGUUAUCGGUCUUGCCCGCCAAGCUGUGUUUGCACUCAGGAACGGAACUGUUCUGUUUUAUGCGAUCGAAUUGGACUCUUGGAAAUCCCCGCUGAAUUUCCCUGUGAAGCUUCCUUUAUUAACCUAGAUAAAAACAACAUCAAAUUCCUUUCUGAAAGGGCUUUUGGUACUUUGCCUUCAUUAAAAUGCCUCUCAUUGAGUCACAACAACAUUACCUUCAUCACCCCAGGGGCCUUCAAAGGACUGCCCACCCUGACGGAGUUGAAAAUGGCACACAAUGACUAUAUACGCUAUUUACACACUCGAGCAUUCUCCGCUUUGAAGAGGCUUGUAAAACUUGAUUUGGCAGACUGCAACCUUUUUAACAUCCCCGAUAGAAUAUUUAUAGAUCUUCCAUACUUAAAGGAACUCGUCUUUUUUCAGAAUAAUUUCCGAAGGAUACCUGGUGCCAUCCAGGGAAUGGUGAAUUUGACUCAUCUUUACUUGGAGAGUAACAGAAUUGAAGCUGUGGCCUAUAAUUCACUUCAGGACGUAAGAAAUCUUAAAUACCUCAACCUUCAAGACAAUAAAAUACAUGUUAUUCAUGAUAUGUCUUUCCAAGAUUGUCAGAAACUGGAGUACUUAUUUCUUAAUGACAAUCUAUUGAAUGAAUUACCAGAAAACUCCUUCAAAGGGCUGAGAAGAUUAAAGAUGCUAAACAUGGGUGGGAAUUUUAUAACAAAUGUGUCAAAUGUUUGGUUUCAAGAUUUAUUUGAGUUGGAAGUCCUCUAUCUUGAUCGUAAUAAAAUAACUUUCAUUGAUGAGGGCGCCUUUGAAAACCUUACCAGUUUGGUAUCAUUGCACCUAAAUAGUAACAACUUAACUACUUUGCCCUUUGAUGUGUUCAAACCAGUUUAUUUUAUAGGAAGGCUUUUUCUCUUUAAGAACCCUUGGGAAUGUGAUUGCAGGAUUGAAUGGUUAAAAGACUGGAUGGAUAGUUACAAGCUUGUACGUGAUAUACCCUGCUCUUCACCAGCACCUGUAGCAGGUGUUGACCUAAGUAAUGUGGUUUUCAUAAAGUCACCUGAUGGUAUGUGCGUGGAUCCAACAGAACAAAAUUUUACUUAUUCUGUUCCCCUUCCAACAGAAGGCUUGCCAUCGACUAUGGAAACCAAACUAAGUAGCCUAAUUUCAAGGCUGCUUCGACCAAUGGGCAGCUAUGAAGAUCAGGGAAAUAUGACAGAGCUGUUUGACAACAGAACCUUUUAUAAUAUAAAUGCUACAAAGGACAAUGGAUCAUCUUUGGGUAGUACAGUAUUCGGAAUGAAAUAUACGCUAUGUUUUAUUGCUUGUUAUUAUGUUAUAUUUGAUACAUUGUAG